Molecule: messenger RNA, 1899 nt
Organism: Rhinichthys klamathensis goyatoka
Lineage: Eukaryota; Metazoa; Chordata; Actinopteri; Cypriniformes; Leuciscidae
Exons: 9
Coding region: 154-1608 (484 amino acids)
Biological process (GO): keratinization; intermediate filament organization
Cellular component (GO): keratin filament
Molecular function (GO): structural constituent of skin epidermis
Source: RefSeq, a predicted model, not a curated record
AUACAUAUCUUGAAAAUUGUUUCUUGACCAAUAAGCUGGUCUUGAGCCACUCCCUGCACUCCAUAUAAGAGUUUGAGGGCACGUCUGUCAUCCCACCACUCCGACCCCUCAACUCUCUGUCCUCUCCAACUCUGACUUCUGUGUUGUCCAGAGAUGCUGAACACGAAGAAAACCGUGAGGUCUUUCAGCAGUCACUCCUCAGCGGGUGUGAGGAGCAACAGGCGGACCCCCCUCACCCGUUCAGGGAUGGUUUCGAGGGAAGGUUGGGGCUCCAGUCCUGUUCUCUGCCCUCCAAUUACAGCUGUAAAGGUCAAUGAAAGUCUUCUGGCACCUCUGAACCUGGAGAUUGACCCAAACAUCCAGGCCAUUAGGACUGACGAGAAAGAGCAAAUCAAGACGCUCAACAACCGCUUUGCUUCAUUUAUUGACAAAGUGCGCUUCCUGGAACAGCAGAACAAGAUGCUGGAGACUAAGUGGAGUCUCCUACAGGAACAGACCAGCCGCCAAUCCAGCAUUGAUAUUAUGUUUGAGAGCUACAUUACUAACCUGCGCAGACAGCUGGAUGGUCUGGGUAAUGAGAAGCUGCGUCUGGAGUCUGGGCUGCAGGACAUGACCAGCCUGGUAGAAGGCUUCAAGAUCAAGUAUGAAGAUGAAAUUAACAAACGGAAUGAUUCUGACAAUGAAUUUGUGCUGCUUAAAAAGGAUGCUGAUGGUGCAUACCUGAAUAAAGUGGAGCUGGAAAGCAAAUUGGAUUGCCUAACAAAUCAGAUCAACUUCCUUUGGCAGAUUUACGAGGCGGAAUUGCGUGAGCUCCAGUCUCAGAUCAAGGACACGUCAGUUGUUGUAGAGAUGGACAACAGCAGAAACCUGGACAUGGACUCCAUUGUGGCUGAAGUUCGUGCUCAGUAUGAGGACAUUGCCAGUCGCACUCGUGCUGAAGCAGAGAGCUGGUAUCAACAGAAGUAUGGAGAAAUGCAGUUGACGGCAACCAAACAUGGGGAUGACCUGAAAAGCACAAAGGCUGAAAUCGCAGAGUACAACCGAAUAAUUGCACGUAUACACUCUGAGAUGGAACUUAUAAAGGGACAGCAUUCAAACUAUGAGGUGCAGAUCAAAGAGGCAGAAGAACGUGGUGAACUAGUUGUGAAAGAUGCAAAACUCCGUCUGCAGGAGCUGGAAGCAGCUCUUCUGAGAGCUAAACAGGAUAUGGCUCGACAGGUGCGCGAAUACCAAUCAUUGAUGAACAUCAAACUGGCUCUGGACAUUGAGAUCGCCACCUAUCGGAAACUCCUGGAAGGAGAAGAGAGCAGAAUGUAUAGUUCAUUCCAGACUUUCUCCAUCUCUAAACCAAACUCUUUGAACUACGACUUUGAAAGCAGCCACUUCUCAUCCCAAAGUGCUGGGAAAGAUGUUCAUAACACAGGCCUGGUUAAGAAGGAAGUCACGAUUGCUAAGGGUGACAGCGCUAGCAGCUUCAUCGGCAGCACUGCCACUGUUACCAAAAGCACAAAGACCACCAUCAUCACCAGUGAGAACAAACUUGCAGCUAUAGAGGGAAGUAUGAUGGAUAAGUCUGCAGGCAAACUAGAGGAGGAUGUUUUUGAAUGAUGGAAGAACAGAUGAAAGGAUUGUCUUGUGUACAGGGCCCAGGAUCAGAUUUUUAUAGGUUGGCCUCCACCCCCUCCCCUGGGCUCCAUUAGCAUGUCGAGUUAGCAUCUGUUUCUAAGGUGUGGCAGAUCAAAAUGAAUUACAGUUAUACAGUAUAUCAUAUUAAAUAUGUUGUAUAUUUUUAAGGCCCUACGACCAACUCAUAUAUUCUCUUAUUUCUAUUUUGCUCCAUAUAACUAAAAAUUACUUAAUAUCUGUCACUCUAAGUACAUUAAAACAAUUGGAGAAACA